CUUCUCCACAGCAAGCAUGGCAAAGGUAUCUUGCACCAAGGGCUGUAGUUCAGAGCCGGAGUCCCGUAGUUCAUCAUCCGGAGCUGGUGUUUCCCCGCCGGCUCCUUUUCCUCCUGGAUAUUACUUCUUCCACACAGGGAUGGACUCCAUGCCAGGAGAAUCCCGAACCUUCAAAAUCCCGAGGCUGCUUCAGGCCACUGUGGUACUUAUGAUUGCAGCUCUGGCUUCCUUUCUUGUGGCUCUCUGCAUUGUGGCUUUUCAGAACCGAAGACAAGCCCCAGAGGUCCAGGCCUUCCAGCAAGUUUCUCAAGAAGGGAACAGCACAGGGGAGGACAGUGAGUCGCCACAGUCGGGUGUGGGCAUGGGUGGGAGUUGGGCUUCCAGAUAUUAUCAGUUUGGCAUGGCCAGGUUAGCAGAAUUGCAAGAGUCUAUCCAAAAGCUUCAAGGCCAGAUGAAGAAUUACAGUAUGUGGGAUGCAGAGCUCCAAGUAUUGACUUACAGAGUAAACAAUGUCACUUCUCAAACUCAGGCACUCAGCAGUUCCCUCGAAAAUGCCAGUGCUGAAGUCCAGACAGUAAAAGGCUGUCUAAGAGAUACCAAUACCUUGAAUUCUCAGACCCAGAUGCUAAAGAGUUCCUUGGAGGGGACCAACAUUGAGAUCCAAAAGCUAAAGGGGGAUCUGAAAAAGGCUAAUACUUUGAAUGCUCAGACCCAACUUUUCUUUCAAAGCAGUUCAGAAAACACCAGUAUUGAGCUACAUGUGUUGGGCAGAGGCUUAGACAAUGCCAACACUGAAAUUCAAGGGUUGAAAGCUGGGCUGGAAAUGGCAAACAUCCAGGCUCAGUUGGCAAACAGUAGUUUAGCGAAUGCUACUGCAUGGAUCCAUGUUCUCAAAGGCAAUCUGGAUGUUGUCAAUGUUCUAAGGGCUCAAAAUCAGGAGUUCAGAAGACAUAUGGAAAGAGCCAGUGCUGACCUGCAGAGGGUAGAGAAAAGUCUACAAAAUACAAUUGCUUUAAACUCCAAGACCCAGACCUCUAUGAAAAACAACUCAGCUAACACCAGGGCUGUUCUCCAGUUACUAAGGAGUCAUUUGGACAGGACUGCUGAUGUGAGACACCUGCUAAAGAGAGAGUUGGAAAAUGUCUCUGCCCAGGUUCAUAGAACAACCAGCCAUCUAGAGCAGGCAGAAGCUCAGAUCCAAGUGUUGCAGACAAAAUUGCAAGCCACAAAUGCCUUAACUUCCCAGAUGCAGGAAUUAAAUGGUCAGUUGAGAACUGCCAAUGUAGAGAUACAGACCCUAAAACAAGAAAUGAAAAAAGCUGCAGCCUAUAGUGCCAAGACUCAAGUAUUAGAGGAUAAUAUAAAGAAGGUCCAGGCUGAGAUCAAGGGGUUGAAAAAUAAUUUAGAGGAAACCAAAUCUUUAUCUAGAAAAAUUCAGGAGGUGCAACAUAGCCUGGCAACCCUCCAGACAUCUGUAUCUUCACAGGAGCAACUACAACGGACACAAAAUCAAGUUCUCUGGCUGCUCCUGCAGGACUGGAAGGCCUUCAAUGGGAACUUGUAUUACUUUUCUCAAAACAAGAAAACUUGGCAGGAAGCCGAGAAUUUCUGUGUGUCCCAGGGAGCUCACCUGGCUUCAGUGACUUCUCAGGAGGAGCAGGCAUUUCUGAUCAGGUUCACAGAGAACUCUGUCUACUGGAUUGGGCUCACGGACCAGGGCACAGAGGGCCGCUGGCGCUGGACAGAUGGAAGCUCGUUUAGUAGUGCUCAGAGCAAAAAGUUUUGGGCCAGCGGUCAGCCGGACAACUGGAAGGACGGGAAAGGAGGGUCUGAAGACUGUGUGACUAUGCAACAGAAAUGGAAUGACUUUUACUGUGGCGAGCCCCACCAGUGGGUGUGUAAGAAGUCCGUUGGAGCUGCUUUGCCAAGCCCCAGCUGAGAGGCACAGCCCACUUGCUGUGGCCCUAAGUGGUCUUUGUCAACUUGUGGACUAACUCAGCUUGUUCACAGGAUCUUCUAUUGGGCCUUUUGCAUUCCCUGCCCAAAUCUUUUUGUUUAAUCCUUGCAAGAUGUUUCUUUCACACAACCCAGCAUUAACAAUGGCUCCUCAAGACAAGAUUCACUGUACCUCUGUAACCUCUCAGCCCCCCAACAGACCUAUUAGAUCUGGGGUAUCAAUAAAGACCUAUCGACCGCA
Molecule: messenger RNA, 2197 nt
Organism: Suncus etruscus (white-toothed pygmy shrew)
Lineage: Eukaryota; Metazoa; Chordata; Mammalia; Eulipotyphla; Soricidae
Gene: CLEC4F
Product: C-type lectin domain family 4 member F
Exons: 6
Coding region: 17-1939 (640 amino acids)
Source: RefSeq, a predicted model, not a curated record